GAGAGAACCACACACUCAUACUCUCUCUCUGAGAUGGCGGAGUGAGUGUGCGAGCCGACAGCGGAUUGUCUGAAAGCUUGAUCCUACUGCGCGGAUGUUUACAUUCCUGGGGUGAAAGGUUAAAGGCGGGUCAAACGCAGCCAGCAGUGAUGUGUGAGGAGACAGACCCAGGUCUGAGUCACGUCUGAAGGAGCGAUUUAUGGCCCAGUUGCAGCAGACGGCUGAGGCUCAGAGUAUUCUCAGCCAACGGCGGAAGAAGAAGAGUAGAAAGAGCAAGAAGAAAGAUCAAGAUGACGACCUGCUGACCAUGAAAGCUUGUCCUCCACCGGAGGAAGAGUUUGUGGACAUCUUUCAGAAAAUCAAAGACGAAACCACACUUCCACCUGAAGGUGAACGGCUCUACUGCUGCAGUUACGACUUUGUGGCGAGGAACAGCAGCGAGCUUUCGGUGCUCCAAGGAGAAACACUCGAGGUAAUCGAGUCCUCCAAACGGUGGUGGAAAUGUCGUAAUCGUUUUGACCAGAUUGGAUUUGUUCCCUUUAACAUCCUGGAGCCUCUGUCGGCUCUGAAUCACACAGGGAGAGACAGCCCGGUGGUCUGCAGAGAGUCAAAGAAAGUACCCCUCGCCCCUCCAAAAAGGUCCUUUUCCUAUGCUCCUCCAAGUCCAGAUGGGACCGGUCCUGUGAGCCUGCUGCGACCACAGAGCAUGGUUUUACCUUCAACAACACUGCAGGGAGAAGACGGUGGCAAAUCUUGAUCGUGAACGAUGAGUUUCUUCAGCGGUUGGCUGGUAGAAGAGGAUCGACUCGUCCACUGGUCCCCUGUGCGGCUGACACCUCAACCCCUCUGAACUACCAAUCCCCAUCUGCAGAGGUGGAGGCCUGGCUCAAUGCCAAGGGCUUCAGUCAGCAGUGAGUGAGCACAUCCACAUCAGAAACAUCAGAAGUCUGUAAUAGGCAUUUAAAUCAUUCAUGACAUAGUCACCCUUGUUAUGCUGCAUUUAUUCAAGUUUAAUGAAUGGCUUCAAUAUUUUACUCAAUGAAAACCAGAAAAAGGAGACUUUACAGAUUCCUUCUGAGGCAUUGCUGCAUCUUCAGUGAGCUGCUUAUUAAAAGUCUUUUUCCUCUGGACUCAAAGAUCAAAAUAAAAGGGAACUCAGUCUACAGUUAA
Molecule: messenger RNA, 1170 nt
Organism: Cheilinus undulatus (humphead wrasse)
Lineage: Eukaryota; Metazoa; Chordata; Actinopteri; Labriformes; Labridae
Product: epidermal growth factor receptor kinase substrate 8-like
Exons: 7
Coding region: 200-757 (185 amino acids)
Biological process (GO): regulation of Rho protein signal transduction; positive regulation of ruffle assembly; Rho protein signal transduction
Cellular component (GO): plasma membrane; ruffle membrane; vesicle
Molecular function (GO): actin binding
Source: RefSeq, a predicted model, not a curated record